Molecule: messenger RNA, 1310 nt
Organism: Owenia fusiformis
Lineage: Eukaryota; Metazoa; Annelida; Polychaeta; Sabellida; Oweniidae
Source: the annotation of a GenBank genome assembly
UGGGUUCUCGCGUACAUUAUAGUGAAUGGGGUCGUUGAAAAAAUAUGACAGAAAAUCGAGGUAAGUGAUCUCAGAGUUUCUACUUAACAUAUUGACUUGAAAUCUUGCAUACAUAUUCAAUAUACAUAGUAUGACAAUGUGUGAAAGUUUCAGCUAGCAUAUUCCUGUAAUAGGGAAGAUAUUUGAACAACAUUUCGUAAACGUCAACAUAUAUGUAUCAAAUGGAUUCAACUAUGUAUCAUUUGGAUUCAGAACGGUAACAAAUGGAUGCUAUAAUAAAUUAUGCUUUUAUCAUGAUAAUUUAUUUACAGAUGGACAACUGGCCAGAUUUUCUUUGUAUCCAUUGUUCGGAUAAACAUUCCUUAUUCAGUGAAGUAAUUAGCCACACCAUUACAAUACACCCUCAUGAAGAAUUGAAAAUUGAUAGACUUUAUAUAGACCCGUCAACUGGAAAAUGCCAUUACAGAAGGAAAAACUAUGGUUUCAUCCCUAAUACUGUUAAUUUGAAAAACGGGUCCAUAACAUGUAAUGAUGACAAUGAAGAUGUUGAAAUUAGGUACGCCAAUCAAGUGAAUUCAGAGCCCAAGAACCAUCAACCCACUGAAAUACCCACAGAUCAAGUUUCAGAGCCAUUAACAUUCCUUGAAAGUGACAAUGAGCAGCCAACAGAUGGACCAUCUGUAAUUAAUCUUGGUGAUUUUGUCAGCUCAGCUGAAAGAGCCUACAGAUUCCUUGAAACAAAUGACCCAAAUUCAAGAAUUAUAUCAUAUAUUUACAAUUUUUUUGAAAUCGUGGUAAGUGGAAUCUUUCCAAUUACCAAUAUAGGAUUAUUAUUGUUUUUGGACACUGUGGACUAUUUCACCGCUCCAUGUGCCAAACAAGUAAGAUACAGAAAGGAAACUAAAUACUUUUGGUUCAUGGGCUUUCGUCUGUUUCAUGGGAAGUUUCUGAGGUAAGACUUCACUCAUUUUUACUUUUAAUUCUUAUGAUAAUAAAAUAUAACUAGACUUUGGAAAUUGAACAAGUUCAAUUUCAGACUCCAGAUCUAGACUUUUUUAAGCCCAGUCAUCCAGAAUAAGCCGAGUCAUCCAGAAUAAGCCGAGUCAUUCAGAAUAAGCCGAGUCAUCCAGAAUAAACUGAGUCAUCCAGAAAAUGAUGGAUGAAUGGAUGAAAUAGGAAGGACGGAUAGAAUAGAAUAGGAAGGAACGAUAGGAUAGAAUAGGAAAGGAUGAGAUAGAAUAGAAUAGCAAGGAAUGAUAGAAUAGGAAGGAAAUGAAAGGAUAGGAAGGAUAGAUAAGAAGGAUAGGAUA